Molecule: messenger RNA, 5886 nt
Organism: Bicyclus anynana (squinting bush brown)
Lineage: Eukaryota; Metazoa; Arthropoda; Insecta; Lepidoptera; Nymphalidae
Product: titin homolog
Exons: 7
Coding region: 467-5104 (1545 amino acids)
Source: RefSeq, a predicted model, not a curated record
CAGCGGUGAGCGCACGGACCGGGCACCACUCGCGCGCGUACCGCGGACCAAGCCGCUUCGAAUUUCGAACGUUACAAACGUCAACGCCAUUUUUUUUUUUAAAAGUGCCAGUGCAUUUUGAACUGAGGAUUUUGUGACAGUACUGUGUUUUACAAAACAGAUUUGUAAAGGUGCCAUCCGUGACUGUGUGCGUGCCCCGUGAAUUUCACAACCAUUACGAACAAUCGAUUGACGCAAAUUAAUCGAUUAACUGUUGAACGAACAAAUAAUCGAAUACACCGGUCCUUACAAAAUGUGUUUACGCCAUUACUAAGGCUGUGAAACUGUAUUGCAGUGUUUGUUCUUUGAGAAACUUACGUCAAACUCAAUAACUAAGUGAAGUGCAUCGAAGAUUCGAAGUUUUCUUCCACUGGGCUGAGCUCAACACUCGAUCGUUUUUUCUUGAUGUCAGUCCGCCCCGAAAGUAAUGGAUAGCCACAGUAGAUCGGCGUCCCCCAGGGAGCCAGCGCGGCCGCUGCAUCGCCCGCCCUCCCCGCCCUCCUCCCCCCAGUCAGGCUUCGACAACAGAGCGUACCAGCACGACGAGUCAGACCCCAACCACAACGACAGCUUCACUUCCAAUGGUCCACAACAAAACCAUCAAAACGGGCACAGUAAAGAACCUAAUGGUGACACCAAAACAUUAGAAGCAGUCAACUUAGAACUGAUUAAUUUGACUCCUAAAAACGGGUCCAAGAAAAAGGAUGUGGAGGUUGACAUGAAUGCUACAAACCCGUACGACGAAUACUUCGUACCUGUCAACGAGCAUCGGAAGUACAUGAGAGGAGAGAAGCUAUACGUGACUGCGGACAAGCGCGGUGAGAAAGGCGGCUGCAAGCGGCCUCUUUGCUGGACGCUGCUGGCUCUAGUCGUCGUAGCGAUCGUCGCGCUCAUCGUAUUGGCAGCCACUGGAAUUCUCUUCACAAAUUCACCGACUCCCCUCGAACAAUACAACGCAUCAGUAAGUUCGGCGCGCGCUUUCGGCGGCAUCACGAGCGAUCACAGUCACGAUCACGACCACGACCAUGACCACAGCCAUCAUCACCACGACCACAGCGGCCACGAUCAUCACCACGAACAAGAACAGAGUACUCCGCCACAAGACGGCACAGGAGCUCAAAAUGACGAAGCUAAAUUACCCAUGACCUCCGAAGAAAAGAGCGAUGCGUCUAUGUACGUACCAAGAACAUUGGAGGGAACCUUGAAGAUAGACAACGAAAUUUUUACAGCAGAUCUUGAAGACACAGAAAGCGAAAAGUACAUAGAUUUCACGACAAAUUUUAGCGAUGCACUGAAACAUGCGCUAUUCGAUAGGAACACCAUAAAUGGAGACAAUGAAAUUAUUGUCGAAGUUAUUCAGAUAAGAAAUGGCUCGUUGAUUGUAACGUAUAGAAUUCACUGGAUCCCCAAGUAUAACGCAGAACCGGCGGAAGAUCUUAUGACAGUGGACACAUUAAAAACAAACCUCAAUAAUUACCUCAAUGAGAACAAUAGAAUGAUUAGCGUGUACCACGUUGCCGAUGAAGAGUUGCCUACAACACAAGUACUUGAUUUAUGUAAAAUAAAUAAUUACGAUUGUGAACACAAAUGUGAAUUUGAUGAUUCUAUACUUGAUUUUACAUGUGUUUGUCCACAUGGACAAAUAGUAGACAUUGGAGCACCGAAAAGGUGUAUGCCUCUGCGGGAAAACUCAAAACCAAUUAAUCCCGAGAUUACGUCAGAAAAGGAAUCGAAUAUUCUAAACAGUAACUCUAAUGAAAGCACAAUGAAAACUAGUUCUGAAGAAAAAGCUAAAACUGAAACAACUCGCUCAGGUAAUGAGGAAAGUAUGUUUGACUGGACGGAACCACGGCACUUUACACCAGAAACAACAACUGAAACGGAACCUGACUUGAACUUUUCCCAUAUUUUUGGUCCAGAAACGCCAAAACCGGAACCUGAACCAAGUGCUGAACCCGAAGUCAUCCCCAUUCCCGAACCUACAGCGACUCCAAAAUCUAACUACGAAUCAGAUACUAUAACCGGACCUGAACCAGAACCCACAGCCGAACCACAAGCAGAGCCGGCACCCGAACCAACUUCUGAGCCAAAGCCAGAACCAGAAGCAGAGCCUGAACCUACAGCUGAACCAAAACCAGAACCAGAACCUGAACCUACAGCUGAACCAAAACCAGAACCAGAGCCAGCGCCCGAACCCACAGCACAAUCAAACUCUGAGUCAGAGCCAGCGCCUGAACCUACAGCAGAACCAAUCCCUGAAUUAGUGCCUGCGCCAGAACCCACAGCUGAACCAAAACCUGAGCCAGAACCAACAGCAGAACCUAAUCCAGAACCUGAACCAACCACAGUUUCAAAUACAGAAUCUCAACCUAAGGAAAUACCAAUAGAACCAUCUAGAUCCAUAGAAUUACAAUUAGACGACAAAACUACAAACGAGCAAGGAUCAAGCAAGGAAUCCAAAGACGUUACAACUGCUAAUCCGGACACCGUAACGAUGAUGUCACCAAAAGAAACGCUAGUUUUAGGUUAUGAACAAGAAACAAAACAAGAUGAACCAAAGGAACCAAACACUACUAUCAAACCAACGUAUGAUCAGCCUACCUUUGAUUUAGAGAGUAUAAUCGCUCUUCAAACAACUGCAGAGCCAGAACCAAAUCAAAGUUAUUUAGAAAUCAAACCAUUACCAAAAAAUGAUAACGAUGAUAAAGAAAUAGAAAGCAUGGUGACGACAACAACGAAAACUUCUGUAUCUGAGCUACAUAUGAUAAGCGAACCUUCUUAUGAACCUAAGCCCGAAAUCAUAUCAAUUAUGACGGAAAAUGGACAGCGAAUGAAUUUUACAAGUAUUGAUCCUACGAAUUACACUACAAUUGAAAACGAUUGGCUUGAAGCAGACGACGACAAAAACGUAGAGACAACACAAAAUGGUCAAAUGGGCUCAGAAAUGGUCAACGAAGGCAAUAGUGACAAUGUUAAUAAGACUGAACAAAGAUCUUCAAAGAAAUUUGAAGAUUUUGCUUUUGAAACGACAACUGAUAAUUUCAAUGGAAACAGUAAUGAAGAUAUUACAUUCGACCUUUUAAAGAAAAAUAAUGAAAAACCAUAUGUUCUCACUACAAUAGAACCAACAAUACAAAAGACAGAAGAUUUAUCAGACAAAGCUACGUCAAAAAUAAAUAAUAUCGAAACAACGACAUUUAUUAAUAUCUUUACAAACAAGAUGAAUGGUCAAAACGAAUCGGAAGUUAAAGAAAUUCCCUUAGAGAGUAGUAAAGAAAUUGCAGAUCUUAAUAAAGCAGAUUUUAUGUCCGAUCAAACUGUAACUACAUUAAGUAAUGAGAGUUCAAUGAACAAACAAUUCGAGCAAAUCGAACAAGGUGAAAAUAUAGCAGGUACAAAUAACACAACUAACGGCCUAUCAAAUGUUGUUCCUACGAUGAAAGACAUGCCAGACGAAAGUACUAAUGUAAAUCAUGACAUCACGGAUGAUAUGGUUUACAACAGACCACCUGAAAUAGUUAAAAAGGAAGAAAAUGAAAACAAAGAAGUAACAGAAUCAAAAGAAGUAGAAGAAUCGAAUGAAACUACACCUGAUUCAGAUUGGUUAACAGAAACUGUAACAGAAGUUAAUUAUGAAGACGUUAUGAAUACAAGUGACAAACAUGAAACUACUGCAGCGCCUGCAGCCAAAGAAGACGAAAUUAUGGAUCAUGUGGUGAGUAAAGACGAUAUUGAACCAGACUAUGCAAAUAUGGAAUCUAAAAAUAGCAAAAUGUCAGACAAAGAGGAACCUUUAUUCGGUAUGUCAGACGAUUAUUAUAAUGAAGACCCUAGAGUAAAAAGAAUUAACAUAGAUAAAGAAAACUCUAAAACUAGCACACAAGAAAAUAUAACUGAACCGGAUGGUCAACCUGAACUAUUUAUGGAAAACAAUGCAACCUUUAAUAACGCACUGGAAACUACAACCAUAGGUCAAUAUAUAUACAAAGUAUUGGCACAGAGUACAAGUGAAACAACUGUUGAUAACCCUGUCAUUUCGUCACAACCACCUGUAGCAGCUCCUGUUUGGGAAGACCAUGAUGUAAACGAAGACCUUUCAAUACAACAAAAUAUGAGUAACCACCAGAUUGAUAAUAUGAACAUUGCUUCUACGGUAGUUCCCCUAACAACUAUUUUCACUAAUGUUAAUAAAUUUUCCGAAGAUUCAACAGGAAUGAGCGAAUUAGUGACACAUAACGCAACACAGGUUAACAAUCUAAAUGUAACCAUUUAUGAAAUAUCAGGCCACAGUGGAAAUCAAUCAUUUGUUUCUUCAAAACCUACCAAUUCUCCAUCUACUGAGUUCGUAGAUCAUGAAACCGAAAUGAAUCCAUUUUUACCAGAAGUGGAAAACAACAAAAGUCUUGUAAAAAAGCUACAGGAAGGCCAUGACCUCGAGCCCACAAACUUAAAUGAAACUCAAAAUGAAAACGUAGAAGAACAUAACUUACCUAGUAGUACAGAUAUUGUUACAGUCGACUCUAAACAAACAGCAGAAAGUAAUGAAACGAAUAUAUCAAAUACAACGUUAACAUUUACUCCUGAAACAAAACCAGAGGCUACAACUACAGAGAUCAUAGAUGACGAUUUUCUAUUUAAUCAGCUUUAUACUAACUCCCACGAAGAUAAACCUGAAUUUACAACUGAAAUAAAUAAUGUAGUAACCUCUUCAAAUUCUUAUAGUGACAAAUCAGCCACGGACACAAAUGAGAAUAAGGAAGUACUACCUAUUUCUACAUUUUUAUUAGAUACCGAUGAUUUAGAUACAACGAAAAAACCAAGUAUAUUAGCGGAAAAUGAUUUAAGUCCCUCUACCAAUGAUCAGUUGACAUCUUAUCCUAUAAAAGCUAAUGAUAGUGAAUUUUUAAGUGUAGUUCCAAUUGAACAGGAAAAGUAUCCACUGAAAGAAAAUUAUAAUAGUGAAAAUAAUCAAGAAUUAAAUAUUAUUAGUGAUUCACCAAAAAAGAGUGACAGAAGGACAAUCGAUGCAAACAACUUGGAUUCUGAUAUAAACAAUGUAGCGUAAAUUUAUGACAUAAGAGAAAAGUUGUACAUUAUUGUUACUUUGUUUCCUGUGAUUUUGAAAACUAUAAAUAUUGUGACUUAAAAUACCAAUGUAAAUUCAUAAACAGUGUAAGUCGUAACAUCAUCAAUAUUCUCGCUAAGAUUCCAAAUGGUUCUAAGUUUAAAUAUACUAAAGAUAUUUUUAUCUAUAUUGUAUUGAUUAAUAAUAAUUAAUAAGUAAUUACUUGUUUUAUUAGACUAGUCAAAUUAGAAAAAGUAAAUCGUCAUGAGGAUUUUAGAUUAUUUAUUGCUUCACCUACGUGAUAUCGGUUAAAUACAUCGUUACAUUAUUAUAAUUUCAAACUACCUUCACAGAGUAGAAUUUAUAAAGGUUAUGAUUUUUAAAAUUGUUACCAUAGAUAAAUGUAUAUUUUAUUAUUAUUCUAUACCGCUAAGUCUUCAUUUAUUGGAACUUAACAAAUCUAAACUCGAUUUUAAAUACUAUCAAUAUCUUAAUAUUAUGAUAUUGAACUGUAAUAUAGGUAGAGAUCAAUUACUGUAACUUGUAUUUUUAAGAAACUAAUCCUAGAUCUGUGCCGUAAUGUGAUACUGUCGAAGCCUCGAAGGAGAAUGUGGCAUUCCAAUUGUUAAUAAAAAAUUAUCUUAAGUGGCGCUUUGCGGAAGCGAGGUCUGAUUGUAAAAUAAUAAUUAUAUUAGUUUAGUUCUGUUAACUAAGAUAUAUUUUGUAUAAUAUGGUUGAAAAUGUAAAGAAGUAUGUUGUAAAUAAACAUAAUGUUAAUAAUA